Messenger RNA from Gadus morhua (Atlantic cod), 1163 nucleotides. RefSeq names its product heparan sulfate 6-O-sulfotransferase 1a (gene hs6st1a). Gene Ontology annotation, cellular component: membrane. Gene Ontology annotation, molecular function: heparan sulfate 6-sulfotransferase activity. The record is from RefSeq and is a predicted model, not a curated record. Lineage: Eukaryota; Metazoa; Chordata; Actinopteri; Gadiformes; Gadidae.
GACCGGGCCAGAAGAAGUGUACCUGCAACCGGCCCAACCGCAAGGAGACGUGGCUGUUCUCGCGGUUCUCCACGGGCUGGAGCUGCGGGCUCCACGCCGACUGGACCGAGCUCACCAACUGCGUGCCCGGGGUCCUCAACAAGAAGGAGAACAAGUUGAAGAAUCAGAGGAAGUUCUACUACAUCACGCUGCUGCGGGACCCGGUGUCGCGCUACCUCAGCGAGUGGCGGCACGUCCAGCGCGGCGCCACCUGGAAGACGUCUCUGCACAUGUGCGACGGCCGCACGCCCACGCCGGAGGAGCUGCCCACCUGCUACGACGGCUCUGAUUGGUCGGGGUGCACGCUGCAGCAGUUCAUGGACUGUCCCUACAACCUGGCCAACAACAGACAGGUGCGCAUGCUGGCCGACCUGAGUCUGGUGGGCUGCUACAACAUGUCCACGGUGCCGGAGAAGAAGCGGGCUCAGCUGCUGCUGGACUCGGCCAAAAAGAACCUGCGCGACAUGGCCUUCUUCGGCCUGACGGAGUACCAGAGAAAGACCCAGUUCCUGUUCGAGAGAACCUUCCGGCUGCGCUUCAUCCACCCCUUCAUGCAGUACAACAGCACGCGGGCCGCCGGCGUGGACCUGGACAACACCACGAUCCAGCGCAUCGAGGAGCUGAACGAGCUGGACAUGGAGCUGUAUGACUACGCCCGGGACCUCUUCCAGCAGCGCUACCAGUUCACCCGGCAGCGCGAGCGCCGCCAGCAGCGGCUGAAGACGCGCCUGCAGCCGGGGCACCGCGGCCUGGGGCUGGGGGUCGGCCUCUGGCCCUCCCGGGGCCGGCCGGGGGGCCAGCUCUUGCCGGGGCCCGACGCGGACAGGGACGGAGACGGCGACGAGGAGGGAGCUGGAGGCGUGAGCGUGGGAGGCGGAGCAGGGGGAAGGACGGAGGAGGUGGGGGGGAACCGACCCCCCACCGAGGACUACAUCAACCAGAUCAACCGCUGGUAGCGGGGGGGUGGGGGGUGGGCGGAGGUCCGGCCCACACACACACACACACCGCUGCCAUGCUCACACUCUCAUGCAGUCAAACAUGCAUAUGCAAGCACUGAGCGACGCACACACUGACACACACACUGACACACACACACUGACAGACCAACUGACACACACACACAC